AUGGCAAAGGUCGUCGCUGCAAAAGGUUCCAAGACCGCCAACAAGGCCGGCAAGAAGGAAAAGAAGCCUGUCGUCGAGUCUGACUCCGAUUCUUCUUCCUCCUCCUCCUCCUCCUCCUCCUCUUCCUCCUCGUCUUCCUCCUCUUCCGACUCUGAUUCCUCUGACGACUCUGACGACGAGGAGAAGAAGGAGGAAGUAAAGGCUAAGGAAUCUAGCUCUGACUCUGACUCUGACUCUGAUAGCUCUUCCUCUUCAUCCGACUCAGACUCAGACUCAGACUCGAACGAGGCCGAAUCCGCCAAGGAGGAGGCUAAGAAGGCUGCCGAGUCUUCUUCCUCGUCUUCUUCUUCGUCUUCAUCCUCAUCGUCUUCGGACGAUUCUUCGGAUUCCGACUCGGAUGCUGAUGACGAAAAGGAGGGCGACGAGGACACCAAGAUGGACGUCGACGAGAAGAAAGAAUCCUCUUCUUCUUCGGACUCUGACAGCUCCUCUUCUUCCUCUGAUUCGGACAGUUCUUCUUCCUCUGAUUCGGAUAAUGACUCUGACGACGAAAAGGAGGACGACUCCGACAACAAAAAGCGCAAGGCCGAUACCGAGGAAACCCCCCUCAUCAAGAAGCCCAAGACCGAGACCCCUGCCGCUGCCAAUGGCGCUUCGACUACCGUCUUCGUCGGCGGUCUUUCCUGGAAUGUCGAUAAUGACUGGCUCCGCUCCGAGUUUGCCGAGUGCGGUGAAAUCGCCGAUGUCCGUGUCAUUACCGAUCGCGACUCUCAGCGCUCCAAGGGGUUCGCCUACAUUGAGUUCGCCGAUGCUGAGGGUGCCCAGGCCGCACUGGCCCUCGCUGGCAAGGAAAUCGACGGUCGUGCCAUCCGCGUUGACCUCUCCGAGGGCCGCCCCCAGAAGAAGGAGGCCAAGUCCUUCAACAACACCCCCCAGGGUGAGGCCAGCGACACGCUUUUCGUCGGCAACUUGUCCUUCACUGCGACCGAAGACGAUCUGCGUAACGCCUUUGCGGAAUGCGGUCAGAUCCUGUCGGUUCGUCUGCCCACAGAUCGUGAGAGCGGCCAGCCUAAAGGAUUCGGCUAUAUCCAGUUCUCGACCGUUGAUGAGGCUAAAGCUGCGAUUGCCUGGAACGGAUCUGAUCUGGCAGGACGUCCUUGCCGUUUGGAUUUCGCUGGAAAGAAGCCUGAGCGUGCGGAGGGUGGCGGUGGUGGAUACGGUGGUGGUGGAUACGGUGGUGGCGGACGAGGCGGUCGUGGCGGUGCUCGUGGCGGUGCUCGUGGUGGAGCUCGUGGUGGACGUGGUGGCGCGGGCGGUGCCCGUGGAGGACGCGGUGGUUCCACGACCAACCGUGGUGGAUUCGGUUCCUUCCAGGGAUCAAAGGUCACUUUUUAA
This is a messenger RNA of Gamsiella multidivaricata, 1395 nucleotides long. RefSeq lists its product as uncharacterized. Gene Ontology annotation, cellular component: nucleus. Lineage: Eukaryota; Fungi; Mortierellomycota; Mortierellomycetes; Mortierellales; Mortierellaceae. The transcript has 2 exons. Bases 1 to 1395 code for a protein of 464 amino acids. Gene Ontology annotation, biological process: mRNA processing. The record is from RefSeq and is a predicted model, not a curated record. Gene Ontology annotation, molecular function: RNA binding.